This is a messenger RNA of Parnassius mnemosyne (clouded apollo), 2226 nucleotides long. The record is from the annotation of a GenBank genome assembly. Lineage: Eukaryota; Metazoa; Arthropoda; Insecta; Lepidoptera; Papilionidae.
AUGAAUCGUGUUUAUGAAAGUGGUGCUGCAAAAAAACGAAAAGCGAAAGAAGAACAAAAGAAAAUAGAGAAGUUACCAAAAAUUACUGGAUUUUUAAAACAAGAUGACAUUACUAGCAAAAAUGAUGAAACGCCAAAAGGUACCGCUGAUUUACAGGAAAAUGUUAUUCAAAACGAAUCAGUCGAUUUGAAUCCUUCAGAACAGUCGGAAUUAUCAGUAGCUACACAAGUUCUUAUAAAUCAUAGAACAGAAGAGGAGGCAGCAUUGAGAAGCACGUCAGAAAAAAUUGAAAGUUAUUCGACUGAUAUUGCGUUAUGGGGCGAAAUCAACGAGAAGUUACGAUUAUACUGGUUGCAAAAAAAUCCAGGUUUAUGCAGCAAUAAGGAUAAAGAUUUCUCAAAAUCUGCACGGAUUUACCAAGAAGGAGAUAAACAAAAAGUGAGAACUCUAAACAAAUCAUUAUUUCAAUUGAAACUACAAAAUAAUGAAAUAGUAGAGCAGCGAAUUACGGGGCAUGAGCAAAGCAAAGCUCAUAAACAAACUUUAACUAUUUAUUCUAAACGGAGAAGAGAAACUAGUAGUUUAGAAAAUGCAUUAACGAUUCAACAAAAAAAUGAGAAAAAUUAUUGGAUUCAAGUAUUACGUCGAAUAACUGACACUAUAAAGUUUCUUGCUUCACGAGGUCUCGCUUUUCGAGGGGAGAACGAACGAUUCGGAUCUAGUCAAAAUGGCAAUUACUUAGGUAUUUUAGAAUUACUGAGCGAAUAUGACCCUUUCCUUAAAGAGCACAUUAAUACCUACGGAAAUAAAGGACAUGGAGUAACAUCAUACUUAUCAGCUAAUAUUUGUGAGGAAUUUAUAGGCCUUAUGGGGGAAAAAGUUCUUGCUUGCAUUAUAAGUGAGUUGAAGAAGGCAAAAUAUUAUUCUUUUUCUGUGGAUUCUACGCCGGACAUCACUCAUCUAGAUCAAUUAACGUUCACCGUGCGCUACGUUACUGAUCAGGGGCCUAUCGAACGUUUUUUAAUGUUCGUUCCUAUAGAAGGUCAUAAUGCCGAAUAUUUAACAGAGGUUGUAGUCAAAUUUUUUAAAGAUAAUGAUAUUGAUAUAAAUGACUGUAGAGGUCAAUCUUAUGACAACGCAUCGAAUAUGUCUGGACGCUAUUCAGGACUGCAAACCAGGAUAAGGGAAAUCAAUAAGAACGAAAAAAAAGUCGUUAAAUCUUUAUCCGCUACUCGAUGGUCAGCCCGAGCUGAUGCAAUCAUCGCUCUUUUCACAGGUCAUACAGAUAUUACGAAAGCUCUAGAUGAUUUAUCAAAGGAUGAUACGCAGUCUAACGAGACUAGACUUGAAGCUAAGACCAUUUUAAAGCAAAUUACAAAAUUUGAAAAUGUCUUUAUAAAUGUGGUAUGGCACGAAAUCUUGACACGUAUUAAUGAUACAUCUAAAAAUUUACAAAAAGAAAAUAUGGAUUUGUAUAUAGCAUGCAGUCUUUUAAAUUCCUUAGAAUUGUAUUUAUUGGAUAUCAGGGAUAAAUUCGAUGAGAUUUUAGAAAAAGCAAAAAGCUUUACUGAUAUCUGCGAAAGUGAAUCUACAUCUGAGCCAAGAAAUCGAAGAAGAAGCGUAAAACUUACUCGCUUUGAAGGAGAGAGUGAACAUACACAAUUUACUGGAGAUGAAAAGCUCAAAAUAGAGAUUUUUUAUCCGAUAAUCGAUUCACUUUGUUCCAAUUUGAAAACCAGAAAAACUGCUUACGAAACGGUGAAUGAUAACUUCAAGUUUUUUACUGCUCUACCAAACAUGACAUACGAAGGAAUAAAAGAAUGCUGCGAAAAGCUUGCCAGAAAAUAUGAUCAAGACAUUUCUGCAGAAAAUUUAAUAUCAGAAUGUUUACAUUAUAAACAUUAUCUUCGUGAUACACGAAAGAACGAAGAAUUAUUUAUUCCUGAUCUAUACUUGCAACUGAAGAAAGAAUUUCUGACGUCUACAUUCCCAAAUAUUGAAAUAAGUCUCCGAAUAUUCCUUACCCUAAUGAUCACCAAUUGUGCUGGUGAACGAUCAUUUUCUAGAUUAAAGUUGAUAAAAUCCGAUCAUCGAAGCACAAUGUCACAGUCACGAUUGAAUCAUCUAAGUUUAAUGAGUAUAGAAUCGGACUUAUUAAAAUCGAUUGAUUUUGAUGAACUCAUAUCUAAUUUUGCUGCGAAGAAAUCGAGAAAAAAAGUUUUUUAA